Trichoderma asperellum CBS 433.97 is the source of this 2379-nucleotide messenger RNA. RefSeq lists its product as uncharacterized. Gene Ontology annotation, molecular function: protein binding; mRNA binding. Gene Ontology annotation, biological process: mitochondrial gene expression. NCBI's taxonomy places the organism in Eukaryota, Fungi, Ascomycota, Sordariomycetes, Hypocreales, Hypocreaceae. Gene Ontology annotation, cellular component: mitochondrion. The record is from RefSeq and is a predicted model, not a curated record.
AUGAGGGCAAACCUGGCCCGUCAUGGCAGGCGAUUACUUGUCUGCCAAGCGAGGACGGCGCCAUCCUGCGCUUUGUAUGCGGCCCCGGCUCGACGAAGGCCAAUCAUCCAAAGACCGGUGACACACAUCAACUUCGAGCGAACGUUUCUCGGCGGCUUGUUCCAAAGACCCCCGCGGGAGGUCAGACAGCCCGAGUAUGAGCCGGGAUGGCUGCAAAUCAUGGUGUGGAGGAGUCGCAUGCUCGAGAAUGUGAGGCCACCGCCGCGGGGUGAACUUUUGGAUGCGUGGAAGAAGUUGAUGCAAUCAAAAAUCAACACCAAAUUGCCUUUGAACGCGACACAAGCUCUGCAAUGCCGCCGACUGUUGGAGUAUCUCGCAGAUCCGGAAAACGCCGACGAUAAAAAGCUUUCUGCUAUUCACCUAUCGAUGACGAGGCAAGUCCUCCUUGAGAUAGAUCCAGUUGAACGAACGCAUCAUCAUCUCGAUCUGGCGAAAUCUCUACAUUCCGUGUGGACGGCGGGAAACUUUCCCAGCAAUAGAGCCAACCCCGUGGUAUUCCAAUGGGCCUCUCUAGUCAAGGCUAUGAGUCUAUAUGGCGGAUCCCGCGAAGCUGCACAGAUGCUGUAUGAGAAAUGGGAGCAGUCAGACUAUUUUGACUGCAUAACCCAAGACGACCGACUCUUGGAAGUCGUCGCAAAGGGGCUAGCAAGAGAAGGAUGCGAAACCGAGCUCUUGAAGCUGGUUGAAUAUGCUGAAACACACAAUGUACCAUACAAUGCCAGAAUUCAGUAUAUCAUGGUACAGUUUUUUGCCGAACAAGAUCGCGUCACCGAAACCAGAUACUGGUUCAAUAAGCCGCUCAUGAGCGGCAACAUACAGGCGCAUGUAUACCGUGUCCUGGCGCCUUUCGCCAUGCGCAACAACCUUCAAGAGUGGGCGACCUCACUCUUCCUUAAGCUCGGCGAAUCGCAACCAUGGAAAAAAUAUUGGAACGUAUUGCUUCAAGCAAUACUCAUUACCAGAAAGAGCCUUGCUGAAGUGGACACCAUGAUGUCGCACAUGGUUGACAGCGAUGGAGAGAUAUCUCCAGACAUUCACAUGAUUAACGGCCUCCUCAGAGUUGCUACUGAGCAGCGAGACGCGGCUCUGGGCGAAGACAUUCUUGCGCUCGCCGCAAAAAGAGGCCUUGCCCCCAAUGGAGAAACACAUCUCAUCUUGCUCAACCUCUGGCUUGAGGCUGAUAACUUGAUCGGAGCACGAGAAGCAUACAACCAAACUAGACAUAUACAGCCUUGGGCUAACGAGUCUAAGCCUCAUCUGUUUGGCGAAUUCCGCACGGCCGUUAACAAGUAUCUGGUGGCACUGGCUGCUCAAAAACAACCCGACUUCAAGUUCAUCUCCUCAGUUCUUGAAACCGUUGAAGAAGAUCAGAUGCGGCUUGAGCCAGCCACUGUCGCCGCACUCUGCUUGAGGUUCCUAGAGAAUGACCAGCACUUUGAUGUCAUGGAUAUCCUCUCUAUUUACUCUUUCUUGUACAGCGAAGCAGAGAGAGAGACUGUUCAGAACGCCUUUGUCUCCUUCUGUCUCGACCGCAACACGAGCACAAAUCGAGCCUGGGGCGCGUAUCAGCUUCUUCAUCAAUUCUUCCAGGACACCAGCUUUGAGCGGCGGGUAUCAUUAAUGAAUGUAUUUUUCGAACGAAGACGCCCAGAUAUGGCUUCACAUGUCUUUGGGCAUAUGCGGGCACACCGAAACAAGUCUUACCAUCCUACAAUAGACACCUACAUCACAUGUCUGGAGGGUUUUGCUCGAUAUCCCGACCAAGAAGGGCUGGAAAUGGUGCACAAUAUGCUGAAGAUGGAUGUCUCUUUACAGCCGUCGACGAAGCUAUAUACUGCGUUGAUGUUGGCGUACACAGGCUGUGGGCAGCCACUAAUAGCGCUGGAUUACUGGACCCAAAUCACGCAGUCUAGAGAGGGGCCAUCGUAUGCUACAUUACAGGCAAUGUUCUGGACGCUGGAGAAGAAAAGCGGCGGGCAUAAGCAAGCCCGAGAGGUUUGGGAUAAAAUUGAAAGGAUGGAUUUGGAAGUACCGCCUAGCGUCUACAAUGCAUAUAUCGGCGCUAUAGCAGGAAGCGGAAACGAAAAGGAGGUUCGAAGUCUAAUUAUGGGAAUGGCGUCCGUUGUCGGAUCAGAGCCAGAUGCCAUGACACUCGGCAUCACAUAUAAUGCUCUGCCCGGACAGCAGCUUCAGCGAGGAUUCCAGGAGUGGGCCAAGGGCCGAUAUCAAGAUGCUUGGACAGAGCUGAUGAAGGUGGGCCGGCGAAUGGACGAGUAUUCGCUGUGCCAAUUCAAAAUAGAACGCAUCAUGAAGGCUUAG